UCCUCGAGCGCGACGCGUCUCUUUCCAACGCGCAGGAAUACGCGCGCGCAUCACUCUGAUCGCUUCAGCUCUGCGCGGAUGCGUCUUUAAACACAGAUUCACCAAGAGCCGGUGGACUCCUGAAGGGCCAUUUGGAUGCUGGACCCCGGAGCCGCGUCCCUCCCAACAGGCUGAGCACGAUGCCCGGCCAACACUGGAUAUAAAUGACAGAUCCAAGUGUGUGUGUCAACCAGAGGCUGCAUGGGAGAUGAACCCAGCCGCCAAACAUCAGCCUGAUCUGCUGGAGAGACCCGCCAGCCUCCUGGUGCCAACAUGGACAAAAACCGGACUUGCCCUGUUGCACGACGACCUCACAAGUAACUCCUAUGACGUUCGUCUAAAGUUAACGAAAGAGCUGCUAAUCAUCCAGAAACAAGAUGUGGUUUGCGUGAGCGGCGGCGACUCCCAUCUAAAUCACAGAACUGUUGUACUUCGAAGACAGCUGACUGGAGGUCUCGGUCUGAGUAUCAAAGGGGGAGCAGAACAUAAAGUGCCUGUGGUCAUCUCAAAGAUUUUCAAAGAUCAAGUAGCCGAUCAGACGGGGAUGCUGUUUAUUGGCGACGCUGUGUUGCAGGUCAAUGGCAUUAAUGUGGAGAAGUGUACACACGAGGAAGUCGUUCAUCUUUUGCGGACGGCAGGGGAUGAAGUCACCAUCACUGUACGCUACCUCAGGGAAGCGCCGGCCUUCUUAAAACUCCCAUUAGGUUCACCCGGACCGUCCAGCGAUCAGAGCAGCAGGGCGUCCUCGCCACUUUUCGACAGUGGUUUGCAUUUAAAUGGGAACUCGAACAACACGGCCCCGUCAUCGCCCUCCUCACCUUCGGCUAAUGAACCAAAGUAUGAGAAGCGCUGGCUAGAUGCCCUCAGCCUCCCUCUGUUCAUGGCUCGGAUCUCUCGACACAAAGCUGGAACCGACAAAUUAAGAUCGAACAGUUUUGAAGUCAUUGCCUUAGAUGGAGUUUGCACGCAUGCUCUUCAGUUUUGCACUGCAGCUGAAAGCACAGACUGGCUUCAAGCAAUAUCAACAAAUAUCAACGAUUUGACCCAGGAGAGCAUAAAAAUGACAAAUAAAUUCUGUUCUCCUGAUGAUCAGGUCGUCCACAUGGGCUGGGUGUGUGAACACCUGCAGGGCGGCGACGUCGAGCUCCUUCACAGCUGCAGGUUCCUGGCUCUGAGAGGAUCUUCUCUCCUCGUCUUCAGGAGUCCUCCUAUCUUGGCAUCAGACUGGGCUCAAGCAGAGGCUAGUUUUCACCUCUGUGAGGUUCUCUUUAAGGUUCAUAAGCUGUGGAUAGCUGAAGACUGCUGGAUCCAGAGCAGGCUGUAUGUGGGGCUCCAGCAGGACGGUGAGCUGCGGGACAGUGAACUCUUCUGCUUCAGUGUGCUGGUGGGUCACGGACAGAGCUUCUGCUUCAGCGUGGAGCUGGGCUCAGAGCUGGUGCUGUGGGAGAAGGCCUUCCAGAGAGCCGUCUUCAUGGAGGUGCAGAGAGUCCGGUCGAAGAGCUACAUGUGCAGCAGUCAAGGGAAGAUCCUGUGCUUCACACUUGACUUUGAGUCGGGUUUCUCCUGCUCCGACAGCUUCUCAAAGAAAACCAUCUGGAAAUACAAAUUCUCCCAGCUGAAGGGUUCAUCGGAUGACGGCAAGACACGGGUGAAGCUCCUGUUCCAGAAUUCAGAGAAUAAACAGAUCGAAAUGAAGGAGCUGGAGUUUGCGAAUCUGACGGCUGUGCUUCAUUGCAUUCACUCGUUCAUCGCUGCUAAAGUGGCCACGGUGGAUCCCGUCUUCGUCAACAGUCAAAGUCUGACGCAGAAGUACAUGUGCAGCAGCUAGAAACAUCACACACUCGCGCCUGGUUCUCUGAUUUUAUGCACAAUAUAUCUACUUCUUCUUAUUUUUGUACGAAUCUUCUAAAUUCAGAGCGACGUUUAAGGAGCACUUAGAUGAUAUUUUGACAUGCCUUGAGUUAUGAUUUCUUUCCUACCUACUAACACGAUCGAUCAUGUGCUUAAACUGAUGAUGUAGCAGAGCAGAUCUGCCCUACAAAGCAAAAAGGCAGUAACUACGCAGAGUGCAGAACUGAGAGAAAUGACUUAAAAGUUAUCCUGUCAUCCAGCCUAAGUAGUUACUGUACAAACAACUACCAUUUUUCUCCAAAACGACACACAUUUCAGAUAAGAUGUUUUGUCACGUAACAAAGGAUGCCUUGAAUGUCAUGAAAAUGACAAUAACUAAUUUUUGACCAAAAGCGCAGUUACUGCCUUUUUGCUUUGUAGGGCAGAGAUGUUGAUGCAUGAACUGCAUUUGACAAUUUACAGAGCGAAACGGGUGAAACGGAGACUUCCAGCUGUAAAAUCAACCAAACUAAGAUGUCUUUGUGUUCUUUUGCCCUUUGUUUUCUAUCCAGCGACUCAAACCUCUUCAUUUAGAACAAAGAGUAAUAACAGCAAGACAUAUAUAUGAUUUUGAUUUAUGAUAAAGUCAGUUCUAAUGUUUUUCUCCUUUUGAAUUAAAGUGCUACCAUGUCACACAGAUUUGACACGUGUUAUAAUGAAGUAGUCAUUUCAUUAACAGUGAAUAGACAGUCGUGCAGCUACUGUCCUCCAAAACUGAUCUUUUCUAAAAAGCAAGGUCCCUAAACUAUUGUAUUAUUUGGUUUGAUGUUAUUCCAGUUCUUUUUCUAAAUAAAGGAAUGAUUAGUUCACCGCU
Messenger RNA from Carassius gibelio (silver crucian carp), 2743 nucleotides. Its product is annotated as gamma-2-syntrophin. Gene Ontology annotation, molecular function: protein binding; structural molecule activity. The record is from RefSeq and is a predicted model, not a curated record. The coding region runs from base 248 to 1867 and encodes 539 amino acids. The transcript has 17 exons. NCBI's taxonomy places the organism in Eukaryota, Metazoa, Chordata, Actinopteri, Cypriniformes, Cyprinidae. Gene Ontology annotation, cellular component: dystrophin-associated glycoprotein complex; intracellular anatomical structure.